Molecule: messenger RNA, 1376 nt
Organism: Asparagus officinalis (garden asparagus)
Lineage: Eukaryota; Viridiplantae; Streptophyta; Magnoliopsida; Asparagales; Asparagaceae
Product: probable lactoylglutathione lyase, chloroplastic
Exons: 8
Coding region: 106-963 (285 amino acids)
Cellular component (GO): cytoplasm
Molecular function (GO): metal ion binding; lactoylglutathione lyase activity
Source: RefSeq, a predicted model, not a curated record
UUAUCAUGUGACCAUCCAGCUGUACCUCAGGUGCUAUUUGGACUGAGAUCUUCUAAGUCAACAAGAACAGAAGUAAGUGGUGUAGUUGCACACGCAGCUGGAAAUAUGGCACAACCAAGCACAGCCAUCAAUCAAGAUGGUGCACUGGAAUGGGUCAAGAAGGAUCACCGAAGGCUACUUCAUGUUGUUUAUCGCGUCGGGGACGUUGACAAAACAAUAAAAUUCUACACAGAAUGCCUGGGAAUGAAGCUCUUGAGGAAACGUGACAUUCCUGAAGAAAGAUACACGAAUGCGUUUCUUGGAUAUGGGCCUGAAGACUCACACUUCGUUGUUGAGUUGACUUACAAUUAUGGGGUCGACAAAUAUGAUAUUGGAACUGCUUUCGGUCAUUUUGGAAUUGCGGUUGAGGAUGUAUCGAAGACUGUUGAGCUUAUAAAAGCCAAGGGAGGGAAGGUAACUAGGGAACCAGGCCCUGUAAAAGGCGGCAACACUGUGAUUGCUUUCAUUGAAGAUCCUGAUGGUUAUAAGUUUGAGCUUAUGGAAAGAGGUCCUACUCCAGAGCCCUUGUGCCAAGUAAUGCUUAGAGUGGGAGAUCUUGAUCGUUCCAUAGAUUUUUAUGAAAAGGCAUUUGGGAUGGAGCUUCUACGCAAGAAAGACAAUCCCAAGUACAAGUAUGCAAUAGCAAUGAUGGGAUAUGGUCCUGAAGACAGAAGUGCAGUGUUGGAAUUGACCUACAACUAUGGAGUGAAGGAAUAUGAUAAAGGCAAUGCCUAUGCACAGAUUGCAAUAGGCACGGAUGAUGUUUAUAAAACAGCAGAAGCUAUAAAACUAUAUGGGGGAAAGAUUUCUCGUGAACCUGGGCCUUUGCCCGGCAUUAACACCAAAAUCACUGCUUGUGUGGAUCCGGAUGGUUGGAAAACAGUAUUUGUUGACAACAUAGAUUUCGCUAAAGAAUUGGAGUGAUUGCCUCUCUUGCCAGAGCUUUUUACCCAUGAUCCAACCCUUAUUCGAGGUGUAUCUGACCUCGCAUCAUCAAGAGCAGCCUUACGCUCGUCAAAUCCCGUGAAAAUCCCCUAUUUCAGACCUCAGUUUGUAGAUAAGUUAUUCCGUCUGCUGUGUGAGUGAUAAUAGAGCAAUACUUAUCCCAGGUUAUAGCUCAGUGUAGAGGCGAAUGUGUUUUGAUAAUGUUUGUCAGUUUCCUGUAUUGUUAAUCCUUAUAGAUGCCACUUCUGCCAAUAACCUUGUCACUUUGUAGUUGUUUAAUUACAAAGUCCUUUAUUGACCUUGUUAUGCCAAUAUUCACGGUGGCAAAAGUUUGGAUGUUUGCCGAAUUCCUUCUGAUCCAAUUUGUUUCUACGUUCAGUCCCUUCUACUUA